This is a messenger RNA of Jaculus jaculus (lesser Egyptian jerboa), 2671 nucleotides long. Its product is annotated as lysine-specific histone demethylase 1B-like. Lineage: Eukaryota; Metazoa; Chordata; Mammalia; Rodentia; Dipodidae. Gene Ontology annotation, molecular function: oxidoreductase activity; protein binding. The transcript has 10 exons. The record is from RefSeq and is a predicted model, not a curated record. The coding region runs from base 98 to 1018 and encodes 306 amino acids.
CCCGCUGAGGAAGGCCGGGCUCCCGGACGCCGAGGCCGCGCCAGAUUUCCUAGUACAAUGGCAGCCAGAGAGAGGAUGAAGAAAAGAGCAGUUUUUGAUGCUUCUCCAGAUAACCUGCCUUGGAGGAGCUCUGGGAGGCAGGCGAAGAAGAAAGCAGCAGAGGCCACAGAUGAGGAGGAAGCGGGUGCAUCAGAGAAGUACAGGAAAUGUGAAAAGGCAGGCUGUACAGCCGUGUGUCCUGUGUGCUUUGCCAGUGCUUUUGAGAGGUCUGUUGGAUGUGCUAAAAAUGGCUACACGUCCCGAUGGUAUCACCUUUCCUGUGGAGAACAUUUUUGUAAUGAAUACUUUGACCAUUAUUAUAGAAGCUCCGCACAUGAACCGGUACUUCCAGCCUUUCUACCAGCCCAGUGAAUGCGGCAAAGCCCUGCGCAUGAGGCCUGAUGUGAUGGAGCUGCAUGAGCUCUACGAGUUUCCAGAGUAUUCCCGAGAUCCCACCAUGUACCUGGCGUUAAGAACCCUUGUUCUUGCCCCGUGGUACACGAACUGCAAAGAAGCACUCACUCCUCAGAAGUGUGUCCCUCACAUCAUUGUCCAGGGUCUUGUGCGCAUCCGCUGUGUCCAGGAGGUGGAGAGGAUUCUGUUCUUCAUGACCAGGAAAGGCCUUAUCAACACAGGAGUUCUCACCGUGGGCGCGGGCCAGUAUCUUCUUCUGAAAGACUACCACAGUGUGACUGUACUGGAAGCCAAAGACAGAAUUGGAGGCCGGGUAUGGGAUGACAAAUCUUAUAAAGGUGUCACGGUGGGAAGAGAACCUCAGAUUGUCAAUGGAUGUAUUAAUAACCCAAUCGCGCUGAUGUGUGAACAAGUACUUCAGAAGAUUUAUGAGAAGAUACUUUGCAAAAGGAAAGCACUUUGGAAGGAAAAUACCAAGCAAUGGAGAGAGCAGCGCCAUUUGAACUUGUCAGAGAUAAAGGGAGCCAUUGUGAGGGAUGGACACCAGGCCUAUAGAAACCGCUGACCAAACUGAACUGUGUCCAGUGCAGAGGAGUCGGUGGUAGGAGCGCACCUGGACUUGGAGGUUGGAGAGGAGGUAGAAUUGAGAGUCAAAGACAGCGUUGCCUGUCUGUGACCUGUUGGAUUGACAUGAUGGAGGAGGAGGAGGAGAGGGAGCAACCGUGCGGGCGCAGCAGCCCGUGUGGCAGGGAGCUCGCACUGCUGCAGGACAUCGUGAAGACCCUGGGACAAGGGACAUUUUCCAAGAGAGAGGUUGUUCGGCAGCACCACAGGAACGGGCUGGAGUGCCUGAGGAUCUCCCAGGUGGUUCACAUCACCCACACCUGGGUCGUUCGUGACACUGUCGUGAUAAGAACACUGCACCACCAGCACAUCACUCAGAUGUUCCGUAUGCUCCAGAGCUCCGAGCCCGUGGGCGCCGUCACGGAACAUGCCAUGGCCGGAUUUCAUGGGACAAUUAAGACACAACUAGGCAGGGCGAGGGAGGCCCAGGCCCUGUGGCCUAUUCACUACCACCAAUGGCCAGACGUAGCCCGCCAUGGUUUAAGGCCAGAAAAUGUGGUGGUAAGUGUCAAAUGGCAGCUACAAUUAGGUCCCUUUGGACAGACACUACGUGUCACCAUCACAAAGCGCCGUAGGCCCUUUGGUGACAGUGGGGAUGAGGGAUGUCAGGCGGAGCCAGACCUUCCCGCCAUCGGCCCAUCGGAUGUUUCUUCAUCCCUGUCAUCACUGAAAAGGAGCCACACCUUUUCAGACUUUUCCACCGUGGGCAAGCCUGCAACUCGACACCAAAGGGCGAGGAAGAAGCGAAGGAAGGUGCGGCGCCGAGUCCGGAGCAGACCUGUUGCCCGCCUCAGUCCUAUUCCCGAAGAGAGCGAGGAGUCCUCCAGAGAGGAUCUUGAGAGAUGCCCAUGCCCUGGGGAUCCACCACCCCAGGCCCCCCAGGGUGAGACCACCACCUCGCCACACAGCCUACAGCUCAGAAGCUGGGGAGGAAUCCUGAGAAGUAUUGGAAAACAGUUAAGAAAGUUAUGUUGCUACUGUUGCCAGCCCGAGGAAGUAGCCCCACGCCCUGUGUGGAACAUGUGAGAACUGGUCAAGAUGUCUGCAGGGUUUUCCGGCUCUGCCAGGCACAGGCUGAAGCCUUCGGGAGAGGGGUCUUUGCUCUGAGGCAUGGCCAAGGAACCCCCAGAGACACAGGAGGCCAUGCCCUCUUCAAGGCCAGCACACCAGAAAAUAUCUGGACACAAAAAUCCUGUUAAAUUAUGAGGGAAUGUUUUUCAUUUUCUUGUCAUGUUAGUUUUUUUUAUUAGUUUAUUAGUUUACAGUAAAAGCUAAUCUUUAAUAAGUUUUUGUUCUCAAAUCCCAUUAAAAUAUAGUUCUUGAAUGUUUCUAAAUUUCAUAGUGAUAUUUUUAUAUUUUAAGUUAUAAGCAUUGCAUUUUUCUUUUCUUUAAUUACAGAAGAAAUAUACAAUUAUAUAAAAAUUCUCCCCCAUCUGGUUAGAAGGCACACAGGAAUUUAAUGUUUUGCCCCUAUCAUACAUUCCUCUUUAGAGGAUUACUUUAACAGUUUAGUAUGUGAUUUCAUCUAAAAAGUGACAUUUUGAACAAAGUUUUAUAUGGUGCAUGAGGAAAAAUUAAAUAUGCAUUUAUUACA